This is a messenger RNA of Drosophila teissieri, 315 nucleotides long. RefSeq lists its product as uncharacterized. The record is from RefSeq and is a predicted model, not a curated record. Lineage: Eukaryota; Metazoa; Arthropoda; Insecta; Diptera; Drosophilidae. The transcript has 2 exons. The coding region runs from base 1 to 315 and encodes 104 amino acids.
AUGAGGGAGGCAGUCUCAGGUCUGCUUCAGCAGGAGGAGCAAUCGCUGCCUGGCAUCUCCAACUCCAUCUGCAUCUGCAUCCAUCUGCAUCGAACCAAGGGCCUUGGCUGGGUGGACCAUCAAGGCCAAAGACCGCAUCCAGACCAGCGUGUAAUUGAUAUGCAAUCGUUGUUGCUGCCACAGCAUUGUGGCAUCUCAGCCUCCUUUUUGUCCGCACACUGCAACGGGUCCACUGCAACAGCAACAACAGGAACUGCAACUGCAACAACUGUGGCAACAACCGACGACGACAACAACGGCAUCUCAAGAGUUUAA